Molecule: messenger RNA, 1717 nt
Organism: Glycine soja
Lineage: Eukaryota; Viridiplantae; Streptophyta; Magnoliopsida; Fabales; Fabaceae
Product: CRIB domain-containing protein RIC10-like
Exons: 5
Coding region: 567-1127 (186 amino acids)
Source: RefSeq, a predicted model, not a curated record
UUAAUCUUCCAAGUUCAUGAUUUUAAACUGAGAGGACCAUUCUUUACUGUAUCGAGGCUCACCAACCAUCAACCAAGCACGGCAACUAUAAACACCCAUACCAUAAUGGACAUUCCCAAAUAAACAAUCCCAUUAAACCAUAUUAUUAAAUUGCCUUCCAUUUUCGAAUCUUUGUCCUAAUUUUUUUUUCAUCUUAAACCAACCCUUUCUCUCUCUCUUUCUCCCCAUUCUAGUUUUCAAAUUUUCAUUCAUGGAUGCCCACCUACUAUUCCUCUUCUCCUAGAGGCUAGAGGCAUCUCUCUUUCCCUUCCUUCUCCUCCCUCCAAUCAAAAUCUCAACUUUUUUAGACCCAUUUGAUCUUUUCUUCCAUCUAUUUGAUCUUUGCAUGUGUCAGCACUCUCCACACGAGUUUCAGAAUGAUGGUGAAUGGAGCACAGAAAACAUAGUUGGAUUUCUAUCAGCAUCUCCAUCAUAAUCCUCUUGGGGCAAAAGCAUUUCCAGGUCAAGAAUUCUCGGUCUCUAGUUCCCAUUUUGUCAUCAUAUUGUUGGGGCUUGUGAUCUGCACCAUGGCAACCACUUUAAAAGGAAUCUACAAGAGUUUCAAAUAUAUCACCCAAAUAUUUGUUGUGAAGGAGCGGGAGAUGGAAAUUGGGUACCCGACAGAUGUUAAGCAUGUGGCUCACAUUGGAUGGGAUGGCCCCUCAGGAACUGGACCCAGUUGGAUGAAUGAUUUUAAAACAGCGCCUGAUUUUUCAACAUCACUAGGAAACUUGGGUGAACUAAGUGACCCCAAUGCUAUGGCUGUCACUACAUCAUGGUCCUCCCAAGAUUUUGAAGUGUCCACAGGAAGCCAACCAACAUCAAACAUUUACAAAGGCAUCCCAUCUGCAGGGGUUUCUCAUGCUCCUAAGAAAUCCAAGAAGAAAAAGACCAAGUCAGCUUCCCCUUCCGAGUUGGUAUCUGCUUCAUCAAGACACUCAAGAGCAACAAAGUCUAAGGCUACAUAUAGUGACAGAGAAGCAACACCCUCUUCCGAAUCGCUAUCUGCCUCAUCAAGACACUCAAGAGCAACAAAGUCUAAGGCUACAUAUAGUGACAGAGAAGCAACACCAAUCUCUCAAAAGUAGCAGGUUCAAGACUAUGGAAGACUGGAAGUAGUGAGAGGAAAAAAAAAUCAUUGUGAAUAGCCAGAUUAUGCUCUCAUCUGGUAAUCCAUUAGGAGAAGAAAGAUAAUAAAGGUUGAUUUGAAAGUUUUCCUGCUAUUUAGUACAUCCUAAUCCGCAGAGAGAAAAACCAAAUUGCUUAUCUUUUUGUCUAAAGGCUGAGAAUACAAGUGAAAACCCAAAAGGAGGUUUUUCUUGGAUGAUAGAAUAUGUUGAGUGUUUGGUCUUCUCUGAAUCAUAUGCAUCCUUAUAUUCGUUAGUUAUAUUGUCAGUUUUGCAGAUUAAAAUGAAUGGACAUGGAACAAGGAUAUACCAAUAGAUGCCUAUUUAACAAGAUUAUUAUGCUAGCAAUCGAUGAUUCUUGAAGUAGAAUGUAAUCAGUGCACUUAUAUACAUUGAACUGCUAGUGCCCAGAGAAGGGGAUUGCAAGUUAUUGGUUUUACUUUGACAAGUUAGCAAAAAAAUUGCAAUGGCCCUCGGUAUCCUCUUUGCUCCAUGAUGUUCAAUUGUUCAUCACUCAAUUGGUCCUUGAAUGUGCAUUGUGUUGUAUGUUU